Messenger RNA from Rotaria sp. Silwood1, 1015 nucleotides. Lineage: Eukaryota; Metazoa; Rotifera; Eurotatoria; Philodinida; Philodinidae. The record is from the annotation of a GenBank genome assembly.
UAUUCUAUCAUUAUUAAGGAUCAUUAAAUAUCGACGAAGAAAAUCAAAAAAGAGUAAAUCUUCUACGAAGAGAACAUUUGGUAAAUGGAUUCCAGUUUCAUUUAAAUCACCUAUUCCAGUUGCUUAUCCUGAUUGGUCAAUUGAAACAACUCGUCCAUUACCAUAUCGUCCAUUUAAGUAUGGACCUGAUUAUUUUAUAACAAUGGGAAUUCGACGUUUAGAUUUAAAUGAUUGGAUUGAAUUAGAUAAUGAAUGGAGUAAAUAUCAUCAAGUAAAACUUGAUCGGCUUUCAGAAGAAAGAGCUCAUCUUUUAUGUAAAACAGCACCUGAAGCAUAUGAUGCUGCACUUGAAACAAUGGAAUUACUUUGUGAAUAUUUAGUUCAUCGCUAUCCAUCAUUAUUUCAAUAUGAAUUAAAUAAUAAUAAUGAUAAAAAAAUUCGAAUUAAAACAACAGGAGAAAUCUAUAGUAUAAAUAGUGAUGAUCCUCUUAAAUAUGCAUCACUUUUAAUUCAAGACGAUUUAGCUCUAAUGAUUGAAGGAUCUGAUGGACAAUAUUAUCUUAAAGCUGGUUCAAUUAUUAUUCCGGGAUUUUGGCGUCUUCAAGAUAAAUUUAAUAUGCCUCUUGCACAAAUUCAUUUAUCAGGUGAUGUUCCCAAAUUUAAAGAAAAAUUACAACAUAAUCAAUUUGGUAUUGGAUGGAUAAAUGCUAAACCAAAUCCACCAAUUGAAAAUAUUUAUUUUCGUAAUGAAAGACAAACACUUAGACGAUUACCAAGAAGUGGAGCUAUUCUUUUUACUAUUCAUCCUUAUUUUAUUCCAGUUAUUGAAAUAGCUAAAGAAGCAGGUAUACCAGGACGAUUAGCUUCAGCUAUACGAAGUUGGCCAGAUGAUGUUUCUAUAUACAAAGGAAAAAAAGCUUAUGAAGAGGUUCUCUUAAAAUAUCUUGAUCAAAAACAUCAAGAACAAUGUGAUAAUGGUUUAGAUAUUGAUUAUUCAAAAUCUUAUCCAUAUUAA